Messenger RNA from Elgaria multicarinata webbii, 2186 nucleotides. RefSeq names its product cGMP-dependent protein kinase 2-like. Bases 1 to 2019 code for a protein of 672 amino acids. The transcript has 20 exons. Gene Ontology annotation, biological process: protein phosphorylation. Lineage: Eukaryota; Metazoa; Chordata; Lepidosauria; Squamata; Anguidae. Gene Ontology annotation, molecular function: ATP binding; cGMP-dependent protein kinase activity. The record is from RefSeq and is a predicted model, not a curated record.
AUGGACCGCCGGCUGCGUGAGCUGCGCCUCCAGGAGGAGCGGGACUUUCUGGAGAGCAUGGCGCUGCCCCAGCCAGCUGAGAAUCCAGAGCAUGCCAGAGGACCCGCGGGUGAGAGUGCUCUGCCUUGGUCCCCCGAGGAGGAGGAGGAAGAGGCCCGGAGGGGUCAGGCCAUUGUCCCUGAGCCCCUCAUUACAGACGGUGACUGGCAGGUGCCCUGUCUCCCCAAGUCCCCCAGGGAUGCCAGCCUGAUCCUGGAAGCAGUGAAACGCAAUGAAUUCUUGCGGUGCCUGGGGGACGGGCAGAGCCAGCCGCUUGUGGAGAGCUUCACCCCCGAGCAGCGCCAACCCGGCGAAACUGUCGUGGCUGAGGGCGAUGAUGGGCACACCAUGUACAUUGUGGCUGAGGGGGAGCUGAGCGUGACACAGAAGGGGCGCCAGUUGCGUGUGCUGCUACCAGGGGAUGUGUUUGGGGAGCUGGCCGUGUUGUACAAUUGCCAGCGCACAGCAACUGUUUCGGCGCUCACUGUGGUGCAUCUGUGGGCCAUUGACCGGCAGGCAUACCGCACCAUCAUCACCGAGAAGGCCAAGCAACGGCGUGCAGAGGUCCUUGCGGGCCUGCGAGGGGUGAAGCCCCUGCAAGGCCUGUCAGACGCUGCCCUCUCGCAGCUGCUGGACUCCGCAGAGGAGCGCACCUUCGCCCACAAUGAAGUCAUCAUCCAGGAAGGGGAUGAGGGGAGAACCUUCUUCUUCAUCCUCCGCGGACAGGUUGAGGUGACCAGGAAUGUGGAGGGACAGGAGGAACACAUCCGGGUGCUGAAGACUGGGGACCACUUUGGGGAGCUCGCCCUCAUCCGCAACAUCCGCCGGACGGCCAGCUGUCGGGCUCAGGACGAGGUCACGUGCAUCGCAGUAGCCAAGGAAGACUUCCAGGAGUUGAGCCCAAUGUGCGCUCGUGAGCCGGAAGAGACGGUGCAAGAGUUUCUCCCAUUCUCGGAGUCCAGGCGUGGGUCCUACCUGGAGGAGCCCACAACCCCACGGCAACUCCAGGACCUGCUACCGGUUUUCUAUGAGGAGGGCGAGCAGCGAGGGAGGCCGGUGGUUUUGGGCACCGGGGGCUUUGGCACUGUGGAGCUGGUGCGAAGCGCAGAAGACGGGGCCCAAGAGGGCUUCUUUGCCCUCAAGCGGCUGCGGAAGGACCACGUGGUGCAGAAGCGCCAGCAGGACCACGUGCUGAUGGAGAAGAAGGUCCUGCAGCAGAGCCGCUGCCCCUUCAUCGUCAGGCUCUUUGCGACCUUCCGGGACAGCCGCCACGUCUACCUGCUGCUGGAGUUUUGCCAAGGAGGCGAGAUGUGGGCCAAGCUGCGUGAGGUCCGCUGCUUCUCGGAGCCCGUGGCCGUCUUCUGCUCGGCCUGCGUGGUCGAGGCGCUGGACUACCUGCACGCCCAGGGCAUUGUGUACCGUGACCUGAAGCCGGAGAACCUGAUGCUGGAUGCCAAGGGAUACGUCAAGCUGGUGGAUUUUGGCUUUGCCAAGGCUCUGAGGCGGGGGGAGAAGACCUACUCCUUCUGUGGGACCCCAGAGUACCUGGCCCCCGAGAUCCUGCGCCACGAAGGCCACGAUUACGCUGUGGACUUCUGGACGCUUGGUGUGCUCAUCUUUGAGAUGCUUGUAGGACGCCCCCCAUUCCACAGCGCUGAACCCCAGAAGAUCUACAGCAAGAUCAUGGAUGGCGUCUUCUCUUUCCCUGUCUCUGUGAGUGAGGCCGCCUGCUCCCUCGUCUCCAGGCUCUGCAGGCGCCGACCAGGGCAGCGUCUGGGCAACACCAGCAGCGGCAUCCGCGGCAUCCGGAAGCAUCGGUGGUUCAGCUCCCUCUCCUGGAAGAAGCUGGCACUGCGGCAGAUCGACGCCCCCACCACAGUGCUGCUCAAACAGGGCCCCUCCUACGCCAACUUCAAGCGCUUCUCCGUUGCACAGCAGCUGCCUGAGGAGGAGUUCUCUGGCUGGGACGAGGACUUCUGAGCUCCUGCCUGGGCGUCUUGAGGAAGGCUCUGCCCAGGAGCUGCUCCCUGCACCACCACCACCACCACCACCCCCCGUGGGCCAGAUGUGCUUUUGGAACCAGAGCAGAGCGACCCCAGCAGCCCCUCCUCAGCUGGAUGCUCCCGGAGAGGGGGCUGGGGCCUUUU